Molecule: messenger RNA, 1185 nt
Organism: Anisakis simplex (herring worm)
Lineage: Eukaryota; Metazoa; Nematoda; Chromadorea; Rhabditida; Anisakidae
Source: the annotation of a GenBank genome assembly
AAAUCGGACGCAUUGGAUGAUGCCACCGAAGGGAGUGAAGGUGGACUGUCAAUAGACCACAACGAUGAGGACGACGAAAUCGAAGCUCAUAAUAAGGUUGUGGCAAGCGCAUCUCCGGAUAGCCACAUGGACGAAGCGGAUGAAUCGAACGCGAAUGAAAACGUUGCAGAGAAUUCGAAAGCAGCCACCUUGCUACAAGAGGUUUCAUCGUCUCAGGAGGAUUGCAAAUCAGAGGUGCUGUCCUCAGUGAUGAGAAUGAGCUCAACUCCCGCAAACGAUGCACAGACCACAACCGUUAGCACAACCGUAUCGCCAGUGGCUCGAAACACUCCUUCGGCAUCCGUCAAAGCGGUCACAACGGUCUCACCGAAAUGUGAAACACGCCCAUCGCUCACUUCAACGUCGGCUCUCUCGGGUUCCUCAUCGUCCACAUCCUCAUCGACCAACCACCAGCGAUCUCGUAAAUCUAAGAAUCGUCGCUUUGGAAUACGCAAACCACCAUCACGACUGAAACGUAAAGAAGUGGCCAAGCUACGUGAGAUGAGCAUGCGACUCGGUGGUGCACAGUACUUUAAGAAACGUGUUAAUGAAACAGCACAAUGCGAGAAAUGCGGCGUGAUAACGACGUCUCGUAUGAGUGACCAUGCUUAUCGUCACAUGGACGCGCAACUGUUCUUGUGUCCUCAUUGCGAUAAUGGAAGUCAAUCGAGAGAGUUGGUCGUGCGUCAUAUGCGUGAUAUGCAUAAUUCAACAGAACACCCAAUCGAUGAUCGACUCAAAUAUGCGGCUGAAAUUAAGGAAAUGAUCCGACAGUGCUAUCCAGCGUUCUUUAUCGACGCACCGAUCCCAACUGCGGCUGAUAUCGAGAAAUUAAAGGCUAGCUUGGCGAUGAAUGGCUCGUGUAAAGAGGAAGUGGAUGGUGGGCAAGAGGAUGACGGCAAUGAAGCUGAAGCCGAUGAAGCUGAACAUGAUACCGAAGAGUCAGGUGACGAAGGUGAUGAUUCUGGAUUACACGACGACGACGAAACGGGACAUGACGAAGAGGAUGGGAUGAAAGACGAUCAAAUGGAUGAUGAUCAGAACGGGACAGUUGAGGCUGAAGAGCUGGACGUGAAGAAUACAACACCGUCGUCGAAAACAGCGAGUAGACGUGAGGAUGAAGAGGAAAUUGAGGCGGAAAUGUGA